Messenger RNA from Linum tenue, 516 nucleotides. NCBI's taxonomy places the organism in Eukaryota, Viridiplantae, Streptophyta, Magnoliopsida, Malpighiales, Linaceae. The record is from the annotation of a GenBank genome assembly.
GCUCCAUUCAAACGAAAAAGAAGCACAUGUCACUGGAGUUGACGCGGAUCGUCAUUCCCACCCGUCGCUAUCUCCACCAACCCAGCGACUAUAUAAAUCCUCAACAUUUGCAUCACCCAUCAUUCCAUUCUCAAAGCAACAGAUUCAUUCGAUUCAACCCACUAAAAUCCAUCUCUCCCACUUCGUCUUCUCAAGGAAGCAACAAUGUCCGGCCGCGGCAAGGGAGGAAAAGGAUUGGGAAAGGGAGGCGCCAAGAGGCACAGGAAGGUCCUCCGAGACAACAUCCAGGGCAUCACCAAGCCGGCCAUCCGUCGUCUGGCUCGUCGUGGCGGCGUCAAGCGUAUCAGCGGCCUCAUCUACGAGGAAACCCGAGGCGUCCUCAAGAUCUUCUUGGAGAACGUGAUUCGUGACGCCGUCACCUACACUGAGCACGCUCGCCGGAAGACCGUCACCGCCAUGGAUGUUGUCUACGCGCUCAAGAGGCAGGGAAGGACAUUGUACGGCUUCGGCGGUUGA